Helianthus annuus (common sunflower) is the source of this 791-nucleotide messenger RNA. RefSeq lists its product as uncharacterized. The coding region runs from base 176 to 544 and encodes 122 amino acids. NCBI's taxonomy places the organism in Eukaryota, Viridiplantae, Streptophyta, Magnoliopsida, Asterales, Asteraceae. The record is from RefSeq and is a predicted model, not a curated record. Gene Ontology annotation, biological process: proton motive force-driven ATP synthesis. Gene Ontology annotation, molecular function: proton transmembrane transporter activity. The transcript is spliced from 3 exons.
GGAGGGGAGGGAUGAGGAGAGAUUUUUAACUCGGGAACACCAUUCCCUAUCAUCUUUGCACAAGUCCACAGCUUCUCUCUCGGAGACGACGUUACAUAUUAAUCGGCGAGAGAAGCAAAUCGGCGUUGCCAACCACUCUCCGAUUCGUUUACCGCAGGUGUUACUUGCAGAUAGGAUGGCAUCAAAACUGAAGCAGUUGCAAUCUAAGGCAUGUCAGGCAUCACAAUUUGUGUCCAAGCAUGGAAGUGCUUACUACAAGCAGCUAAUGGAGCAGAACAAGCAGUAUGUUCAAGAGCCAGCAACUGUUGAGAAAUGCAAUGAGUUGUCCAAACAGUUGUUCUACACUCGUCUUGCCAGCCUGCCUAGCCGCAAUGAAUCAUUCUGGAAGGAACUCGAUUACGUGAAGAAUUUAUGGAAAAACAGAAAAGAUAUGCACGUUGAACAAGCUGGAAUCGCUGCUUUGUUUGGGCUGGAAUGCUUUGCAUGGUUUUGUGCCGGAGAGAUUGUCGGAAGGGGUUUCACAAUCACUGGUUACCAUGUUUGACUUUUCAACAAGGAGAAAAAAACACACAUAAAACAAAAAAUCUGGUUUCAUGUCAUGACCAAACAUGACUUUGUUCAUGGAACUUGUGUAAUGUUUUGCUACUUCAUUCUUUUUUGGAAAUUUUGAAGCUGAGAAAAUCAGUUGUAAUCUGGUUGCAUUAAUAAUCUCUGCGGUUUAGGGCAUUGACUAUGUUAAGCUUGAUCAAAAGUGUUGACAUUCUAUGAGUUGAUUCGAGUUAUAUUUACAA